Messenger RNA from Penicillium atrosanguineum, 726 nucleotides. RefSeq lists its product as uncharacterized. NCBI's taxonomy places the organism in Eukaryota, Fungi, Ascomycota, Eurotiomycetes, Eurotiales, Aspergillaceae. The transcript has a single exon. Bases 1 to 726 code for a protein of 241 amino acids. The record is from RefSeq and is a predicted model, not a curated record.
AUGAUGGAAGAUCCCCACGAAGAUCUUUCAAUGGAGGAUGUGGAAAGUACUAGCCCAUUACAUGAAGUACCUGAAGUUUUGCAGUCUCCGCCAUUUUCGACUACCAACACUGCGACUUAUCCUCCGACAGACGUCAGUGGUCAUAGCUUGAAUGGCUCGGGACCUUCGACACCAACUCACGAGAGCAUCUCAAGCGCACCCAAAGUUGCAGAUAUUGAGGACGCAGCAAACGAGAUCUUUCAACCAUACGAUGUUGAAGAACCCGACGAUGAACCAGGACCCAUCCCUACAAGGACAGAGCUACCUUGUCUGCCGGAUUCAUUCGAGCGGUGGCAGCGCGACUUGACAGAGUGGAUGGACGGCAUAGGCAGCUCUCCCAACAUCAAACCCACAGUGAAGAUGCCUCCAAGCCAGAGAAGAGGCCAAAAGCGCAAAUCACCCAAUGUCGGCGGAUCCGGGCAUGUCCAGAGCUCGCCGUCUCGGACCAAGGCCAAGUCCGUGCUCGAUGAGCCACGAAUGCCUGUACCGGAACCUAGUCCGAUACGACGACGGAAAAGAAAUAAGCUAUCGGAUGAUGCUGCCAAAAGUACCCGCGCGGCCUCUCUAUACGAUUUCCGCGAGACCGACUCCACCGAUAGUUCGAGCUCCGAUGUACAUUCAACCGAUGAUUACAGCACCGACGUACCCAACGAACCUACCUUGACCGACGAGAUGGACAUUGAUUGA